AUGAGCACCACCCAAGAUCCGUCGCCAGAAAUGGCUGUGGCCUUAUUCGAAGUACUCGAAGCUACGUUCCCCGACACGCUUGAAGAGGACACAUGGUAUCUGGUUGCCCUCUCUGCCCUAGUCAACGUAGAGCCUGAUCAUGUGGGAACUCUGUACACAUACCUCAUCAAGAAAUCUCAAUACUCAACCUCCGAGUCCCGCCAGGCUCUCGUGCGCCGCCUACGCGAAGGCCUGGUCAAAAGUAUUGUAAUCCAAGGAGCACCCAAAUGCAUUCAGGCUUUGUUUGCCAUAGUCAAACUUGAGCGGCCAGAAGACAGGGACUACUCAUUUUCCAGAGCAGGGUGGCAAGCAGGACCUGAAAAUCGCGCCAGGGGAGAAGAGUGGCUCAAGGCCUUGUACAAACAUACUUUGACGACGGGAUCUGAUAGGUUUAUUGCCCACAAAGACUUUGAAUUUAUCUCCUGGGAGGUCGUAUACGGGCUGUUUCUCUCGAACCAUGAUAUACUGGGCCCUGUUGAGACGGAGUUGGUGACAUUGACCGGCAUCAUGAUUCAGAAUAUGCCAGUUGAGACUACCUGGCACCUGCGAGGGAUCAGGAGGCUAGGCGUGAAGAAGGAUGAUGUAGAAAUGGUGCACCAAUGCAUCGAGUUGGUGGCUAAAUUUGGGAAGAUUAGUCUGCACAAGAUCCCGAGAGUUGCAGAUAUUGAGCGCCAGAUAUGAUUUUUAAUACGC
This is a messenger RNA of Mollisia scopiformis, 732 nucleotides long. RefSeq lists its product as uncharacterized. The transcript is spliced from 4 exons. Bases 1 to 720 code for a protein of 239 amino acids. Lineage: Eukaryota; Fungi; Ascomycota; Leotiomycetes; Helotiales; Mollisiaceae. The record is from RefSeq and is a predicted model, not a curated record.